AUGUUUUUGGUCAUUCUCACAUUAUUGUUCUACACAACAAGAACAUAUGCUUUCAAUGCCUCAUAUGCUUUAACCCCUUCGCUUCAACAGUCUGUCCUUGAUGAGCAUAAUAGAUUAAGAGCUUUACACGUAGAUACUCCACCUUUAGUAUGGGAUGAUACAUUGGCAAGCUUUGCUCAAGAUUGGGCUGCUAAAUACGACUGCUCAGGUAUUUUGGUUCACUCACAAGAACCAUACGGUGAAAAUUUAGCAAUUGGUUACACUGCAAUCGAAGCUACAGAUGCGUGGUAUGAUGAAAUCCAAUAUUACAAUUACUCAGAUCCUCAAUACAGUGAAAAAACAGGACAUUUUACCCAAGUAGUAUGGAAGGAUUCUCAGAAGUUAGGUUGUGCCAUAAGAAAUUGUAAUAACGAAUGGACAUUUUAUUUCGUAUGUGAAUACGAUCCUCCAGGUAAUUAUCUAGGUGAAUUCUCAUUUGAAGUUAUGCCUUUGAUAUCGAGUCUAUCCAGUUCUACAACAGGUUUAUCAAUUACAAGUAUAUCUACUACUACUUCUUCAGAACCGUCAUAUGCAGACAUAUCAACUCUCGUAAGCAAUUCCUUGGCUACAAGAUCAAUUGAUGAAAGUGUUGCCGUACCUACUGAAUUGGCAGCUGAAGCUCAAUAUGCUACAGUGAAAUCGAAUAGUAUAUUGACUAGCAGUAGUAUUCAAACCACUAGUGUCUCUAACAUCAUAACUUCUUCAUUGUCCUCUCUUGACAUGACUAUAUCAACUUCUGAAUCACAAUCAGUUACCAGUUCUUCAAAGUCCAAGUUAACAACUCAAAAUAUUAUUUCUCCAAUUGUGUCCUCCGCUUCAAUGUUGCACUCACAGAUUGUUGCUUCAUUUAAAAAUUCUACACUCAGUAACACAGAGUCGCCAUCGACAAUUUCCACAAUUUCUAGUUCAGAACCAGCAGUUACUUCUCAAACAAAGUCAAUACAGUCGUCUAGUUUGGAUCCAAUUAUUACCUCAACAACUUCAACUUCAUUAUCUGUCUCCACACAUAUAAAUGUGGCAAACAGUUCAACCAAUGAAAACACUUCAUCCACAAUAUCUACCAAUUUAAUAACUUCAGAAACACAACUGUCAAGAGAACCAAAGUUAGAAGGGACUUCAAAAGUGACUACUGUAUCAUCUACUUCCUCUAGUUCCAGUGGUGCAUCUUCUUCUUCUACAGUCUCCGAUUCAUUAGAUGCAAGGUUAUUCAGUCUAUCUUCUGAAGAAACUACUCUAUUUAGUGAAGAUGUUGUAUCCCAAUCUUCAAAGAUCAACACAACCUUGAAAUUGGAGCAAUCAACAAUUAUAAGUUCGGCCGCCUUAUCUCUUCCAACGAAGGAAACCCCUUUUGCUACAAGUGACAAUGAAACCAUCAUUAACACCAAAUUAUCAUUACCAACUAUUACUUCUAGUUCGAAUGUUUCUAGUAUCACUCAUAUUACGACAACUUUGGAACCAAUUUCUACUUCCGUAAACCUUUUGUUCGAGCACGAAGUUCAUUCUUCAUUCAGCCCAGGUACAAAUAGUUCAAGCAAUACUAUUUCCACUUCAAAAUCAAUAAGUCUAAUAUCAUCAUCUUUAAAUGAAAUUGAAGAUUCAACUUCAACAUUUUCUGCACAUUUGUCACUUUCAUCCAAAGGCCCAAGCAAAGUAAGCUCUUCAGGUAUAACAGAGGUUCCCUCAAGUAGUAAUAAUAUCACAAGUUCAACGUCGGUUUUAUCUACAAGCGAACUACCAGUUAAUCCCACUUCUACUAUUUCAAGUUCUGUUUCGGUCAAGAAUAUAGUAACUGAGACACCUUUAAUCACUCCAAAUGUUACUAGUACCAAUUACAUCUUAGAUGACGCUGAAUACAGUUCUGGAAUCACUUCCAUUAGUAGCUCAGAGUCAAGUAAUACUGUCACACAAUAUAUCGGUAUUCUAAACUUUGAUAACAGUUCAACAACCGAGCUAUCACCUUCCAUAAUAACUUCAAGUAAGUCAACUUUAACAGAAUCAACAACAGCUUCCAUAAGUUCUUCCCCAGUUUCUAGUGUCAGCGAAAUAAGUUUGAAUGGUACUAAUAUUUAUUCUACAACACUCCCACAAGAUGGUUCAUACAGUUCAGCUAGAAUUGUCGCAGGUAUCGAAGUAGGUUCAAGUAGUGUGUCAACUGAGAGAAAUUUACCAUCAGCAAGUAACAGUUUGGAUUCCAUUCCAAAAGAUAUACCAAUUAGUACUACUAUUCCAGAUGAUGAUGCUUCUUCUACCGGUUCUAUGGCCAACGAAAACCACAUAUCAUCCAUUAGUCAAGUUAUUGAAAUUCCAAUGACUACUUCAUUAAGCAAAGAUGUCUCCCAUAUAAUAACAUCCGAAAUUACUCAAGCACAAGAAUCAGAGGAUCCAUAUACAACCACAAUUAGAUCAGGUGUUGCUGUAGCAGUUUCUAGCACAACUACUAGUAGAACCACUACAAUUACAGUUAAUAAUAAUAAUAAUAAUGAUAAUGAUAAUUCGACAAGUCCUAUUUUAGAAGAUAAUAAUUCUCAAACUUCUGAAGUGAAUUUAGAAAAUAUAGUUUCUUUAGGCUCACUUGCUACCAAAACAGGUCCAUAUACCACAACAUCAAAUAUCGCGGUUGAAAGUGCCAUUGAGGGCCAAGUAUUGACUACUAAUAUAAGAAAAACACAUAGUUCUACUAUAUCAGUGCAAACUGAAAUCAUAGAGAGUUAUAGUGGAUCCCCAGCACAAGCUACAAAUAUCAUUAGCACUUACCAAGGUGAAGCCAAUCAUUUAUUAGAAAAGAACAGUUUCUUUUAUACUAUUAUCAUUUUCAUUAUUUUGUUUUAA
This is a messenger RNA of Maudiozyma barnettii, 2868 nucleotides long. RefSeq names its product CAP domain-containing protein. The transcript has a single exon. Bases 1 to 2868 code for a protein of 955 amino acids. The record is from RefSeq and is a predicted model, not a curated record. Gene Ontology annotation, cellular component: extracellular region. Lineage: Eukaryota; Fungi; Ascomycota; Saccharomycetes; Saccharomycetales; Saccharomycetaceae.